AUGAUUGAUGCACCCGCUACAAUAUCGACGGCCCGGAGAAGGGAUCGCAAGUCUCCUUAUCUUCACAGAAACAAUGCUACGAGAGCAAGGACCAAGGUGAAAGCCCUAGCCGUCCAGUCCAACCAUCUGCAAAACAGACCUGUCGAAAACAAGGACUGCUUGUCGCCUGGAACCAACACCACCAGCACCACCAACUCUGGAACCCGCAAACUGGCCAUGGCAGUGGAUCCCUAUCAGGUGGAAAUGAGCGUUUCGGCUUCCAACAGUUUCAACUCGCAAAUACCGUCCAUCGCCGUGUCGACGCUGUCGCCUGUAUCGGAACAACCAAUCAUUGCGGCUCCUCGUUCUCCGCGACACAAGGCGAUUCAAUAUCAGAAAGCCCACAAAGCUAGACGGUCGCCCAUGGCUGCCGCUUACGCUACCGCUAUUGCCAACACGCAACGGAUCAGUCCAUCGGCUUCUCCCAAGCGCACUCGAUCCAUUGCAACCAACGUUGAGGUGGUCAAGCCAACCACCAUCAAGCCGACUCCUCGACGACAGACCGCAGCCGCGACCACAACGAUACCGGUAAAGAUUAUCAAACCCAAAGCCACCAAACCUCGUCCGUCGUCCCCCCUGCGCACCCGCAACAGUCCCAAGACACCCAUAAGUCCUGCCACCAAUAACACCACUACCACCGGAACUAGCACUUCCAUCAAUACCAAUCCGGAUCCCCCUGCCAUGCAUCAUCAUAAUCUGCGUCAUCAUAUUGUCAAUGAUCCACCCGCAUUGCAGCCUUCCAGAUCCAAAGACAGCCACACCACAUUCAGCACGACCACGUGGCAUGAUGAACGUCUCAUGAAAAGCUUGAAUCAUUCCAACACCUUUCAAAAACGACUGGAAGAACAGGCAGCGGAAGCCAUUCGCAAGGCCGAGAAAAAGACCAUGAAGGAAUACGAUAAGAAGCUCAGCAAUUGCCUCAAAACGAUUGAAGCCAUUGAAAAGCGGAAACGAAAUGAUCUACGAUUGGUCGAACUGCGGAAAAAGGCGGAAAUAGAAAGGUUCGAAACCGAGUUGGCGCAGCAAAUCUUUGACGACGAAAUGAAACGCCUCAAGGAUCUACAAGAUCGCAUGAAGGCCAAUGUGUUGAGGUUAAAGGCCGAAAACACGGAACUGGAACAAAACUGUCGUCACAUGGCAACGCGGAACAAACAGCUGCAGGAGGAAAUCCAGUCGCGACAACGAGUGCAACAGGAAGUCGAUCAGCACGGCGAAAUUGUAUCGCAACUAAACAACAUCCAUCAAGUCUUCCAGCAAGCCCAUCGCACGGCAGAGCAAGACUUGAGUCGAUUAGAGCAGGACUGCAGAAAGGAAGUCAAGGAACGGAAGAAAAUACAAAAGUGGAUCAAAUCCUUGAUCAAGUUGAUGGAUGAGCGCUGUGAUCACCCCGUCUUGCUCAAGAGAAUACACAAGAUCGAUGAAACCUUCCAAGCUCAACGUGAAUUGGUAAUCAAUCUUCGUCGAGCCAGGAAACGGUCCAGCAAGAGAAGUCAACAAAGUGGAACCACAGCCGUCCUGAAACGAAAGGUCAGUGACAUGCGAAAGCAAGCGCGGGAAAAGACUCAAAUCUUGGAAGACCGGGCCCAAUUGACUGCUGACUUGGCAAAGAGACGACAAAAGAAAGGCGAACGAGAAGAGCUAGUAGAGCGGGAGCACCGAGAGGGACAUCCUAAGGAGUCAAACGAGACGGUGGGUCGGGUGGAAGAAGAGUUGAUGGCUCAUCCACACGAGGAAGAGGAGAGGGCUUGCCGAAAGAACGAAAAGAAACCGUGGCGUCAAGAAGUGGAGCGAGAUCGACGAGAAGUGGAACGAGAUCGAUGGCUGGAAAAAGAGGCGAAAGACUUCCGAGAAUAUCGUGCCCAAGUGACCAAUAAAAAACGACGGCAACGGGAUCAACGAGAGGAUCGAGAGAAACCGGAUCAACGAGAGGAUCGAGAGAAAUGGGUUCAACAACGAGAGGAUCGAGAGAAAUGGGUUCAACAACGAGAGGAUCGACAGAAACAACACCAAGCAGAGCAAGAGCCGGAGCAAGAAGAGACAUUUCAUGAAGAGGACGAAGAAUUAGCUCGUGAGGAGGAACAAGAGUUGAUGCACCAACAGCAAGAAGAGUUGAAGGCUCGUCGGAAAAGGGAAAAGAGGGCUCGGUGGCGUGAAGAGGAACAAAAGUUAAUUCGUCAGGAGGAAGAAGAGUUGAUGCAGCAGCAAAGAGAAGCGUUGAUGCAGCAACAAAGAGAAGAGUUGAUGCAGCAACAAAGAGAAGAGUUGAUGCAGCAGCAGGAAGGAGAGUUGAUUCAGCAACAUGAAGAAGAGUUGAUUCAGCAACAGGAAGAAGAGUUGAAGGCUCGUCGAAAAAGGGACAAGAGAGGUCGGUGGCGCGAAGAGGAAAAAGACUUCAUUCACCAGGAAGAAGCAGAGUUGAUUCAGCAACAGAAACAAGAGUUGAUGCAGCAACAGGAAGAAGAAUUGAAGGCUCGUCGAAAAAGAGAAAAGAAGGCUCGGCGGCACGAAGAAGCAAAGGCUCGUCGAGAAGAAGACAAAGCUCGGCAGCAAGAAGAAAAUGAAAGAAUUCGGCAGCAGCUGGAAGAGGAGGAGAGAGCUCGGUUGCAAGCAGAAGAGGUGAAUGCUCAACGUGAAAUUCACGAAGCAUUGGCGGCUCGCGACAAGCACGGGAUGGAAAAGAAGGUUGCAAGGACUAGCAAAAGGCUGAACAAACGUCGCAAAGAUAUUGAAGAAAUCGUCAAUGAAAUGCGAUGUCUGGAAGGGGUGGAGGGCGAUCCGUCAGUGCCGCUCUUUACUUUGGCAGAUUGA
Molecule: messenger RNA, 2847 nt
Organism: Seminavis robusta
Lineage: Eukaryota; Bacillariophyta; Bacillariophyceae; Naviculales; Naviculaceae
Source: the annotation of a GenBank genome assembly